CAGGCUGCUAGUGGAUCUCGGGACCUCAGUGCCAAGGCUCGCACGUCAUGAAAAGCUCUAAGUUCAGGGAGAACUUCUGGUGUCCCCACUUUCUCAGCACAAUUGGCUAUGAGAGCAUUAUUCAACAUCUGAAUGAGGGCCGAAAGAACUGCAAAGAAUUUGAAGAUUUUUUAAAAGAAAGGGCAGUGAUUGAAGAGAAGUAUGGCAAAGAUCUGCUCAACCUCUGCCGGAAGAAACCCUGUGGGCAAAGUGAGAAUAACACCAUGAAGAAGGCCUUGGAUGUCUUCAAGCAGCAAAUAGACAACGUGGGACAAUCUCAUCUUCAGCUGGCACAAACUCUACGGGAAGAAGCCAGGAAGAUGGAAGAAUUUAGGGAAAAGCAGAAAAUACAAAGGAAAAAGAUAGAAGUUUUGAUGGAUAACAUGCACAAACAAAAACAAAUACAGUAUAAGAAAACUAUGGAUGCAAAGAAGACCUAUGAACAGAAGUGCAAAGAUAAAGAUGAGGCAGAACAGGCGGUGCAUCGGAAUGCAAAUAUAGCAACUCCAAAGCAACAAGAGAAGCUCUUUGUGAAACUUGCUACUUCAAAGACUGCUGCCGAAGACUCUGACAAAACAUACUUGUUGAACAUCAAUUUGCUGGAGAAGAUAAGGGAAGAUUGGCAGAGUGAGCACAUCAAAGCCUGUGAGUUCUUUGAGAUUCAAGAAUGUGAACGAAUAAACUAUUUCCGGAAUGCAUUGUGGGUCCACAUGAAUCAGCUGUCACAGCAAUGUGUCAUAAGUGAUGAGAUGUUUGAAGAAGUCCGCAAGAAUUUAGAAAUGUGUAGCAUUGAAAAAGACAUUGAAUAUUUUGUAACUCAUCGAAGGACUGGACAGGUGCCUCCAGCACCCAUUUUGUAUGAGAAUUUCUAUAACUCCCAGAAAAAUCCAGUACCAGGAAGAAAUCCAGGACCUAAUGUGGGAAGAAGAGGACCUCUACCAAUUCCUCAAAAUACAACAGAGGAUGGUGAUUACUCUUUGGUAACUGAAAGCAAUACUAUCUAUACCCAGUACCAAUGGAAUUGAAGACUCUCAACAUAAUGCUUCUUUGACUAGAAGGAGUCAAUUGGGAGCAGAUUUGGC
Messenger RNA from Gracilinanus agilis (Agile Gracile Mouse Opossum), 1121 nucleotides. It is a transcript of the gene PSTPIP2, whose product is annotated as proline-serine-threonine phosphatase interacting protein 2. The transcript is spliced from 15 exons. Gene Ontology annotation, biological process: actin filament polymerization. The record is from RefSeq and is a predicted model, not a curated record. Gene Ontology annotation, molecular function: actin filament binding. Gene Ontology annotation, cellular component: cytoplasm; actin filament; plasma membrane. Lineage: Eukaryota; Metazoa; Chordata; Mammalia; Didelphimorphia; Didelphidae. Bases 48 to 1064 code for a protein of 338 amino acids.